This is a messenger RNA of Lolium rigidum, 541 nucleotides long. RefSeq names its product auxin-responsive protein SAUR36-like. Lineage: Eukaryota; Viridiplantae; Streptophyta; Magnoliopsida; Poales; Poaceae. The transcript has a single exon. The record is from RefSeq and is a predicted model, not a curated record. Gene Ontology annotation, biological process: response to auxin. The coding region runs from base 47 to 478 and encodes 143 amino acids.
UCAUCAGAGUCACAGCCCAUCUCCUUGAGAAACAAAACAAGCAACCAUGAUCAGCUCCAAGAAGCUGGCUCAACUUUCCAAAAGGUGGCAGGGUAUUGGUGCCAUCGGGCGAAGAAGGGUGACAACAUCGGACAAGCAUAUCCACCCAUCAUGCAGCUCUGUUGCAGGCAAGGGUCACUUCGUUGUCUACUCCUCCGAUGGGAGCCGAUUUGAGAUCCCCUUAGCGUGCCUCCACACGACGGUCUUCGAGGAGCUCCUGAGAAUGUCUCAGGAGUUUGGGUUCACAAGUGAUAAGCGGAUCACACUGCCUUGUGAUACAGCAACGAUGGAGUAUGUGAUGUGUUUGCUUAGGAGAGAGGCCUCAGAAGAUGUUGAGAGGGCACUCCUCAGCUCCUUAGUGAUGAUUUGCCACCACCCAAGCAGAAUGAUGCAACUACCCAGCAGGCUUAACCAGCAAAUUGCUGUGCACAGCUCCUGAAAAGUGAAGAUCUGCGUUUGUUUUUUCUUUUUUUCACCUUCCAUCUUUUUUUUCCCGGACGUA